Molecule: messenger RNA, 3000 nt
Organism: Miscanthus lutarioriparius
Lineage: Eukaryota; Viridiplantae; Streptophyta; Magnoliopsida; Poales; Poaceae
Source: the annotation of a GenBank genome assembly
AUGGGGCCCGAGAAGGGUGGAGCGAAGGUUAUUGGCGGCGGGGGAGGCGGCGGCGGGAUCUUCAACCUAUUUGAUUGGAAGCGAAAGUCACGCAAGAAGCUGUUCUCCAACUCGCCCGAGGGGUCCAAGCUUGUCAAGAGGACCGAUGAAACCUUGCUGUCAGGGCGUCUCCACUUGGGUGAUGAAGAUGAGGGGAUUGGUGUAUCAAGCUUCAAGGGGAGCAGCGACUACAGCUGUGCGUCUUCAGUGACCGAUGAGGAAGGGCGUGAGAUGAAGGCGCCAGGUGUGGUGGCCAGGCUCAUGGGCUUGGACGCCAUGCCCACCUCGGGUGUUCCAGAGCCGUACUGCACACCGUUCCGAGACACAAGAUCGUUCAGGGACAGCCACAGCCUCAAGAGGAGCCCUGAGUACUCAAUGAAUGACCAGUUCGGUCAUGUUCCUCGAAGAGUUGAUGGCUAUAUCAGGAAGCCAUUGGAUCUCAGAGCACCGAAGAUGCCAAGUAGCCCGAUUGAAAGGUUCCAGAUGGAAGCAUUGCCACCAAGGUCCGCAAAGCACCUACCGAUGUCUCACCAUAGAUUGUUGUCCCCCAUCAAGAAUCCAGGUUUCAGUUCAGCGAGGAAUGCUGCCCAGAUCAUGGAGGAAGCAGCCAAGAUUCUUCAGCCAAGGGCACAAGCCAUCUCUAGGGAGAAAAUCUGCUCUUUUAGCCCGGCACGAAUUCCUUUGAGAGUUUCGGAGCCAAGAGAGAGCAUCCCUCCUUCUCAGAGGACUGUGCCUCUGAAGCCACAAUCAUCCAGGACCGCUCCUGAGCUACCAGAUGUGAGGUUCUCCAGAGCACAGCAGAUGAACCGAAGCUGGAAUAGCGAGGAAGAUAUUGUCAUAUUCAGAUCUUCGAUUGAUUCUUAUGAGAUUAAUAAUCCUAGUUGUUUGAAUUCGAAGAACAACAAGGGAAAGUCUAUUUCUUUGGCAGUCCAAGCAAAGAACAAUGUCCAGAAGAGGGAAGGCGUAACUGGUUCUGGGAGGAAUUCAGGAUUACAGAAGGAGCAUGAUGAGCAAAGAGCAAACCAACCAUGUAGGAGUCAGUCUAAUCUCCAGAGAAACAAGCAGCAAAAGAAGCCAUCAUCAUCUGGCACUUCUUCCCCUGUCCUUCGGCAAAAUAAUCAGAAACAGAAUUCUUUGGUAACCAGAGGUAAGGUGGCACCAAACAAAACUGUCUCAACACAGCAAGGCAGAAAGCUGAUGGCAGGAGAUUCCUCUUCUGGGAAGAUCAAGAGUGGAAGCAAGAUAUCUAAAGUUGGUGGCAGAAAAGACAUCGUGGAAAGCAUAAGUGGUGAUAGAGAAGGAUCGUCGUCAAACAACAAGGACUUCCCACAGAAGAAACGGUUGAUAGAGAGGAACUCCACCAACGAGAAGGGUACAUUUGUGCCUGAAAAACCAGUGGGUAAACUUAAGAAGCAGGUUCAACCUAAUGUUGUUAUGGAUGAGCACAUUAAGUGGAACAAGGAAAGUAAAGACACUACAGAUGUUGUGUCAUUUACCUUCACCUCACCCUUGGUCAAACCAGUGGCAGGACCGUCCAGACUGGCGGGUAAGUGGGAUACAAGAAGCAAUCUUGAUAUGGAUGCAGGAUGUGAUAAAGAUGACUCAGAUAACAAGGCCGAAGGGCUGUCAUCAGUGGGUCUGAACUUUGUAAAUGGUGAUGCAUUGAGCCUUCUCCUAGAAAAGAAGCUGAAGGAGCUAACAUUAAAAAUUGAUCCAUCAAUCACCUUUACGAGGGGUGACACAUUUGUGCCUGCUACUUUUACCUUGGAGGAACCAUCAACUUCUUCAUACAGCAAUUGGGGCUCGGAAAGUGGAGUAUUUGACGGUAGCCCUUCUGAAGUGAAACCUUCUCAAUAUGAUUAUUGCCCUUCAGCCCAGUCAUCUACAAAAGGUCAAAUUUUCCGAGGCAGUAAAAUAAAGGUGGAAGAACAGGAAGAAUGCAGCAGCAUAAGCAAUGCAAGGAAGGAGCAGGAAAAUGAUGAUCUAAGUCCCCUAUCUGUGCUUGAACCAACCUCUCUAAGUGAGAGUUGCUGGUCUUCCGAGUGUUCAGGCAGCAGCAGUGGGGGUAAGGGCUAUUCAUCACUUUUUGAUGUUAAGAAUGCCCAAGGGAAUUUCUUGAUUAACCCAGCAUCAGUUGAUAUUGAGGCAAGGACAACAGACUCAGCCUCUUCCGCUUCAGUAGAUACAUCAGAUGUUUCAGAUGUCACCCAAUGUUCUAAAAGAUCAAGACACACAGAGCUGGAGUACAUUGCAGAUGUGCUAAGCAAUGUCAACUUGACAACAGAUGAACUGGGAUCACUCUUUGUCAAUCAGGAUAGAUCAGCUUUGGACCCCCUCCUCUUUGAGAAAAUGGAGAAUAUGCAUGUGUAUACACAAGGGAAGGAACCUUUUUGCCAUCGAGGGUACAGGCGGCUGUUGUUCGACUGCGUAAAUGAAUGCCUGGAGACAAGACGCACGACCUACUUCCAGGCAGGAUAUGCAGCGUGGAGCAAAGGAGCAGCAACGCUGAGCCGGGGCAUAGAGGCCGAAGUCUGCAAUGAGAUCACCAGCUGGAAGAGCAUGGGAGACUGGAUGGAGGAUGAGCUUGUCGACAAGGACAUGAGCAGUGGACUGGGCACAUGGGUCGAUUUCCGGGUGGAAGAGUUCGAGGCUGGUGAGGAGGUGGAGAGCCACAUACUGAGCUCACUGCUUGACGAGGUCAUCGGCGACAUGGUCCUGAGACGACGGCAGGAGUGCAAAGUUACUUCACUGGCACCAAUUGGUGCAGAAAUGGGUGCCACACGGGCUGGUGGCUUGAAGUCCAUGUAUUCUGAUGAGUUUUUCUCUCACAUCACCAGUGAUCCUGCUAUGGGCCAGGAAAAGCCUGUUUUCUUCAGUUUGAAUGCCAUCAUAAGCCACAUGAAGCCUGACCAGAAUAUGUGGCACCGUGCUUGCAAGACCUGCAACAAGAAAGGUGACUGA